AUGGUACCCCCUCCUACCUAUCCAUAUGGUAUGCCCGCUUGGUAUAACCCGCAAGCUGUCUGUGCUUAUCACUCGGGGGCACCCGGACAUUCCACUUUGGAUUGCAAGGCUCUUAAGCAUAAAGUUCAAGAUAUGAUUGAAUCUGGAGAAAUUGUAAUUAGAAAGAGGGAGACACAAGGGCCGAACGUAAAUAGAAACCCCUUGCCGGAACACGCUAAUAUCAUUGGGGUCAUUCUGGACGAAGCAGAGUAUGUGGAACAAGUCAAAAAAUUGGCGAGGGAAGCUGAAGUAUUUGGGGUCACAGACCAACCAUUUGUCAUAGAAUUGCCAUUCGAAGAGGAUGAAAAGCCUUUUAUCUUGGAUCUCACGCCAGCUGAGAGUGAGGCUUUGGAGCCAGUAGUCAUUGAAUUUCCGAAGCAGGAGCCUGUUUUGAGUCUGCAACAAGUGCCAUGGAACUACGAUGAGCCCGUCAUACCGAUUGGGGAAAAAUCAAUUGCGAAGAAGGAAGUGUCAGUGGUCACCAGAUCAGGGAAGAUUGCAAGUCCAUUUGAAACUACCAUUCCGAUUCAAGCAAAUAACUCCGAGCCGCCUGCUAAACCAACAAUCACCGAGAAAGAAGCCUUGGAUUUUCUUAAAAGGCUCCAGAGAAGCGAAUACAAUGUAAUCGAGAAGCUAAGCAAGUCACCUGCUCAGAUAUCCAUGUUGGACCUGCUCUUUUCAUCAGAUAUGCAUAGGGACGCGCUGAUCGAAGUAUUGACUAAAGCUCAAAUCCCUAAGGAUAUUUCAGUUGAUAAUUUCUCGCACGUGGUUGGAAGUGUGUUAUUUACCAAACAAAUUACUUUUUCUGACGAUGAAUUGCCGGUGGAAGGUAUUGGACAUAACAAGGCCCUAUACAUAGUUGUGAGGUGCAAUGGGAAAAUGCUGCCAAAGGUAUUGAUUGACAAUGGAUCUGCACUUAAUAUCUGUCCUUGGAGCACCUUGGAAAAGCUAGGGUUGCAAGACAUAAAGCUGAGGCCUUCAGGGACCAUAGUUCGAGGUUUUGAUGGAGCGCAAAGAGAGCCAAUAGGAGAAGUGGAUUUAGUCGUCGAGAUAUGGCCCGCCCAGUUUCAAAUAACCUGCCAAGUCAUGCACUUUCCUAGUGUUUACAAUGUUCUGCUUGGAAGGCCGUGGAUUCAUAAGUCUGGGGCUGUGCCUUCUUCAUUACAUCAAUUGAUGAAAUUUGUAGUAAAUGACAAGCUGAUAACUAUCUUUGCCGAGGAGGAUUGCCUUGUAAUUACCGAUUCUGAGUCCAAAGAAGAGAGUAGCCGAAAUGCCACCAUGACCCCUCAUAGCACGACUGAUAUUGUCUCCGUCAGUUGGAUAACAAGGGAGGAGCGAGCUCUAUCAAAGCCAGUGGAGAUUAUUGAGAAAAAGGAUUCGUUUGGUUUAGGCUUCCGACCGACUGCUAAGGAUAUCAGAGAAAUGAAGGAGCGCAAGAAAGCGGAGAAAGAAGGAAGGCAAAGGGCUCUUGACAUUCCACCCCUGCAUUAUACUUUCCUACGACCAGCCGAGGUGAUCAUGUCAGAAAUUAACCCAGUUGACGAAAUUGAAGCUAGUUUGUCCCAAUUGUUCGUUGGGGCAACAUUUGAAGACGAUUUUCCAGACGAAGCUGAAUUUCCUGACAUCCCUGAAGGAUCAAUUCCCAAUUGGACAGCCGAGUUUCUGCCCAUUCGGAAGGAGUUUCGGUAA
Messenger RNA from Coffea eugenioides, 1728 nucleotides. RefSeq lists its product as uncharacterized. The transcript has 2 exons. Bases 1 to 1728 code for a protein of 575 amino acids. The record is from RefSeq and is a predicted model, not a curated record. NCBI's taxonomy places the organism in Eukaryota, Viridiplantae, Streptophyta, Magnoliopsida, Gentianales, Rubiaceae.